Messenger RNA from Tribolium madens (black flour beetle), 2681 nucleotides. RefSeq lists its product as uncharacterized. The record is from RefSeq and is a predicted model, not a curated record. Gene Ontology annotation, biological process: intracellular signal transduction; phosphatidylinositol phosphate biosynthetic process. The coding region runs from base 172 to 2295 and encodes 707 amino acids. Gene Ontology annotation, cellular component: phosphatidylinositol 3-kinase complex. Lineage: Eukaryota; Metazoa; Arthropoda; Insecta; Coleoptera; Tenebrionidae. Gene Ontology annotation, molecular function: 1-phosphatidylinositol-3-kinase regulator activity. The transcript is spliced from 7 exons.
AACUAACAAAUGUUACUAAGGUGUUUGACAGAUGACAGCAAUUGUCACUUUGCGACGAUGGCGAAGGUUUUUAAGAAAUUAAAAUUAGAAUAAAAAUACACGAAAUUAAUAUAAACAAAUGACCAGAAAUGACAAAAAUGGUAAUUACGAAGACGAAAAAGUAAUUUAAUUAUGGAAUCGCCCCCUUCAAGCACAACAUGGUCCGAAGCUUUUGUUUUAAGUGAUGACAGUGGUCUUUUGUUAACAAAUAGUUCUAUAUCUAGUGGUAGUAUGAGUGGAGAUAGUAGAAGUGGCCCUAAUCGUUUACACAUAGAGGAUAGUGAUUGCGAAGAAAAAUCCUUUUCACAAGAUUCUUUAGAUGGUAUGUCAGAUAUUAUGUGUGGAGAGAACUUCAACACUUUAAAGAAAGGCCCUAAUUGGAUGGACUACUCGCUGAAACAUUCCUCUCCCAUAGAGCCCCCCUUAGAGUUUCAAGACAAACCACCCUCUGACAUACUAGAUAGCUUCUUUGACCAAUUCGCAAGCCAAAUCUUAAGCAAAGCAUUUGAAGAAUAUAAAGACAUUGAGUUAAGGAGGAUGAAAAUUUUGAAUUAUUUUCACCGCCCUUCGCAUCAUUUAUUACUAGGACGACCGUAUUACACAUCUGAGUUCAUCUCAUACAGCCCAUGCCAUGGUAGGCCUGGUUCAAGGAGCUCUCUUGGUUCUUCACGUCUUUCAAGUUCACAUAACUCUUUGUCCGUCCCUGCUGCACACAAAGUUGAUGAUUCGAGCUUUAUAACGCAGGCAGUCUCGCAUGAUACGCUUUCUUCAAACCAAAUAAGCGAUUUGUACAAUGUACCCUUUGACAGUGAUAUGUAUGCCGUUCCGGUGGAUGUUAUUAAACCACCACUAAAGCCCAAAAGACACCAGCAGAAUAAAAAGAGGCGGAGGAAUACGUCGUCGGGGUGCCGGGAAAUUGAAGCGAGGCAGUGCAGGAUUAUCUCAAGCAAGAAAAAUACCUUGAAGGCCGAAAGGUAUCAUUGGUGUUUACAUAAAGAAAACAAACGUCACAGUGUUGCUGGUACGUCCGCACCGAUCGAAGGGGAACCGAUCCACAUGACUUUGCAAGAAGUGAGGCAUUAUCUCCAAACGUUGUAUUCAAGUUCAUCUGAUUCAUCCGAUCACAAAGAGCGCAGUUGCAGACCGAAACAUCCAUUGAUAAUAACCGAAAACAAAUACACAACGGAACAAAACAAUUCGCCGGUGAAGAGAGAAACGAUUUGUGCCGCGAACACGAACGGAAGAACAAAAAAGAGCACAUUCCUUAUUAACAUUAAGAAUAAAAAAGUUAAAGACUCCUGUGAUAAUGUCGGCAAACAAAUAAAUAUUUCGCAAACGAGUAAACCAGAUAAGCGCAAAAAGACACCAGCGAAGUUGUUCUCGUUUAAGCAGACUUUAUGCAAUAUGUUUAGGUUUAAAAGGUUUUUAUCGCCCGAACACGUUAAAUGUGAUGUUAGCGACGUACAAGAAAAAUCGAAUUAUAUUAGCAACGCCAGUUUGGCGGAGGAAACACACAAUAACAUAUCUUGUAGGGCAUUGCCGCCUUUGCCUUUCAAAGAAGAGGAGAAAGCAGAUGAACAGAUUUUAGAUUUCGCCACUAGUAUCCAAAGAGUUAAAGACUAUGGUUGGUAUUGGGGUCCAUUGCCGAGCGAGGUUGCCGAAAAAAUACUGUCCAACGAACCAGACGGAUCCUUUAUUGUACGUGAUAGUAGCGACGAUCAUUAUAUUUUUUCACUAACUUUUAAACUGAAUAAUUGUGUUAGACAUGUCAGAAUUGAUCACGAUCAGGGUAAUUUUAGUUUCGGUAGUUGUACAAAGUUCAAGUCGCAAACAAUCGUAGAAUUUAUAGAAAAUGCGGUUGAACAUUCUCGUAGUGGUAGGUAUUUGUUCUUUUUGCAUCGAAGGCCGGUGAUUGGUCCAGUUAGAGUGCAGUUGUUACAUCCGGUAUCGAGAUUUAAGCAAGUACAGAGCCUACAGCACAUUUGCAGAUUUGCAAUCCACAAAGUGGUUCGCCGGGAUCUGAUUCCCAGUCUUCCAUUACCGAGAAGAAUGAUUGAUUAUUUGAACACUCCACAUUAUUAUUCAGAGCAUCUGAUAGAUGUAGAAGAUACAAGUAAUGAACAAGUCCCUCCUAGAAUUCCCACUCCAGCGAUACGACGCGAUUAUCAGGAAGAAGAAGUCCAAGCACCUAUCGUUUCCAACGUACCUCUAAAUAAUUAUGUUGUUUUAAAUAACACUAAUCCUCGACAAUCCUGAGGUUUUCACUUUCUUUCAUAUUUAUAGUUAUUUAUUAUUUUGUUUUGUUAAAUUUGUGCAAUUAAUUUUCAGACCAAAGUUUUAAUGUGAUUUUAGUAUUGUUAUGCUUGGAAGUCAGCCGUAGUUUUUAAGCCAAUAACUUAUUUAUAAGGAAGCAAACGCACAUGAUAGUAGUUAAGUCAGAAAAUAACGUAUUUCUUAUUAGGUUGUGAACAUGUUAGUCACAAUAAGGGGUUUGGCGCGCUAGACAAGACUAAACAAACCCCUAAUGUGAAUGGACGCUACUGUAUUUAUUUCAUCUAUAGCUUAGGUUCCUAACAGAUUAAGUUUAUGGUUUAACUGUUAUUCAGAAGUAAUAUAUUGAAAUAAAUUUUUUUCUCACUAAA